AUGGACGGGGGCAAGGGACCCAGACUCAGAGACUUCCUGAGCGGGAGCCUGGCCACCUGGGCGCUGGGACUGGCUGGGCUGGUGGGAGAGGCAGAGGAGCCUGAGGAGGAAGAGGAGGAGGAAGGAGAGGGGCCCCUGUGUCCCGAGAAGAGGUUCUUGCGUCUCAGUGAUGGGGCCCUGCUGCUCCGGGUGCUGGGCAUCAUUGCCCCUGGUUCCCGAGGGGGCCCUCGGGUGGUCAGGGGCCAUGGUGAUCCGGCAGCCAGUCGGGUGCGGAACCUGAACCACCUGUGGGGCCGACUGAGGGACUUCUACCAGGAGGAGCUGCAGCUGCUGAUCCUGUCGGCACCCCCAGACCUGCAGGCACUGGGGUUUGACCCCUUCUCAGAGGAGGCCGUGGAGGAGCUGGAAGGCACCCUUCGGCUGUUGCUGGGGGCGGCGGUGCAGUGUGAGCACCGGGAACUCUUCAUCCGGCACAUCCAGGGCCUCAGCCUGGAGGUGCAGAGUGAGCUGGCCGCGGCCAUCCAGGAGGUGACCCAGCCGGGGGCGGGCACGGUGCUGGCACUGGCUGGGCCCGAGCCGGGGGAGCUGGCACCUGCAGAGCUGGAGAUGCUGUCCCGGAGCCUGAUGGGGACCCUGCUGAGACUGGCACGGGAGCGUGACCUGGGGGCCCAGCGGCUGGCUGAGCUGCUGUUGGAGCGAGAGCCAGCCCCCUUGUUGCCUGAGGCUCCUGCGGGGAUCCCUCUGGAGGGCCCCUCCAACCAUUUGGCCCUGCAGCUGGCCAACACCAAGGCCCAGCUGCGCCGCCUGCGCCAGGAGCUGGAGGAGAAGGCCGAGCUGCUGCUGGACUCCCAGGAGGAGGUGCAGGGCUUAGAGGCCGAAAUCCGAAGGCUCCGGCAGGAGACCCAGGCGCUGUCGGGCCAGGCCAAGCGGGCCGAGCUGUACCGCGAGGAGGCAGAGGCGCUGCGGGAGCGCGCGGGCCGCCUGCCCCGCCUGCAGGAGGAGCUGCGGCGCUGCCGGGAGCGGCUGCAGGCGGCCCAGGCCUGCCAGGGCCGGCUGGAGGAGGAGCGGGCGCUCUCCGGGACCCUGGAGGCCGCGAAGGCGCUGCUGGAGGAGCAGCUGGAGGCCGCGCAGGAGCGCUGUGCGCGGCUGCAUGAGACGCAGCGCGAGAACCUGCUGCUGCGGACCCGGCUGGGCGAGGCGCACGCGGAGCUGGACUCGCUGCGGCACCAGGUGGACCAGCUGGUGGAGGAGAACGUGGAGCUGGAGCUGGAGCUUCAGCGGAGCCUGGAGCCGCCGCCGGGCUCCCCUGGGGAGUCACCCCUGCCGGGAGCGGCCCCCUCCAUACAUGAUGAAGUGAGGGAGGCAGAGGCCGGGCAGCUGCGGACCCUGGAGCGGGAGAACCGGGAGCUUCGAGCCCUGCUGCAGGCGUUACAGGGGCAGCCAGGCGGCCAGCGCCCCCUGCUGGAGGAGCAGAGUGAGGACGCCAUGGUUCCCGUGCUGGCUGUGGCUCCCCAGACCUGCCGGGCCUCAGGCCACGGUCCCCAGGGCUUGGUUGGCCACGCGGGGGAUGAAGACCCUCAGGCCUUGGACGUGGCUCCCCCGGCAUCAGACUCAGCCCUCAAGGGGUCAGCUGAGUGUCCCCGGACAUCUGAAUCAGACCCUCCGGUGACGCAGAGGCCCCUUCAGACGGCUGCCAUGGCCCCCCAGACCUUGGACCUGGCGCCCCAGGACUCAGGCCCCUCUGUGGAGACACAGGAGUCCCUGGAGGAGGCCGGCCACGGAGCCCCUCUCCAGACCCCUGCCUCUGUGACCCCACCUCAGGGUCCAGACGUCAAAGCUCAGGCCCAGCUGUUGUUGAGAGAAGAGACUGGGGAGUCAGCGCCCAAGGCCCAGGGGCUCAGACAGGAGGCCCCUGAGAGCCAGCCGGAACCCACAGAGGCCCGCCCCCGGGGGCUGGAGGAGCAGCAGUCCCCUGGCCAGAGGCUGCACCUGCCCCCGGAGCACACAGAGGCCGGAGAGCAGCAGCCGCGGCUGGAGGGGAUGACCAGGGACCCAGCUCAGAAGCCGGAAAUGGCUCCCAAGGCCCAGGCCUUGGAGGGACCAGUCCCAGGGGAGAUCUUGACCAGUGGUGACCCAGAGCAGGAGGCCCUCAGGGAGGAGGUGGCUCGGCUGAGGAGAGAGGCUGAGGCCCUCCGAGCUGAGCUGGAGGUCCAGGCUCGGAGGCUGGAGGCCCGAGGCACGGAGGCUGCUCGCCUCUCCGAGGAGCUGGCUCAGGCGCGGAGGGCAGAGGCCGAGGCCCACGGGGAAGCAGAGGCCCGGGUCCAGGAGCAGGCCCGGCUGCGGGAGGCGAUGGAGGCAGCCCGACGGGAGCUGGAGGCGGCAUCCCGGGAGCGGGAGGCGCUGGCAGAGGCCCUGGCGGCGGCAGGCCGAGAGCGGAGGCAGUGGGAGCGGGAGGGACCCAGGCUGCGGGCCCGGGCCGAGGCCGCCGAGGAGCGGCUGCAAGCACUGGAGCACGAGAGCCAGCAGCGCCUGGAGGAGGCCGAGAGGGAGCGCCGGGAGAGGCAGGCCCUCAAGGAGGAGCUGGAGAAGGCUGUGGUGCGGGGCCAGGAGCUGGGGGCCCGGCUGGAGCGUCUGCAGAGGGAGCUGGAGCAGGCGACUCUGGAGCGCCAGGAAUUUCUCCAGGAAAAAGAGUUUCAGCAACAGAGGUACCAGGGCCUGGAGCAGCGGAUGAAAACGGAGCUGCAGGCUGCGGCCACCAGCAAGGAGGAGGCGCUGAUGAAGCUCAAGGCGAGGGCCCUAAAGCUGGAAGAGGAGCUGUCCCAGCUGCGCCAGGGCCCUGUGGGGCGGGAGCCCAAGGAGCAGGCUGAGCCGAGGACCACGGAGGCCCAGAGCGGGCGGCUCAUCGAGGUGGAGCGCAGUAAUGCAACGCUGGUGGCCGAGAAGACGGCUCUGCAGGGGCAGCUGCAGCUCCUGGAGGGGCAGCUGGGAAGCCUGCAGGGGCGGGCCCAGGAGCUGCUGCUGCAGAGCCAGCAGGCACAGGAGUACAGCAGUCGCCUGCAGGCCGAGAAGUCUGUCCUGGAGCUGCAGGGCCAGGAGCUGCACAAGAAGCUGGGGGUGCUGGAGGAGGAGGUGCAGGCCGCGCGGCGGUCCCAGGAGGAGACGCGCGGGCAGCAGCAGGCCCUGCUGCGGGACCACGAGGCGCUGGCCCAGCUGCAGCGGCGGCAGGAGGCCGAGCUGGAGGGGCUGCUGGCCCGGCACCGAGACCUCAAGGCCAACAUGCGGGCCCUGGAGCUGGCCCACCGGGAGCUGCAGGGCCGGCACGAGCAGCUGCAGGCCCAGAAGGCCAACGUGGAGGCGCAGGAGUUGGCCCUCCUGGCGGAGCGCGAGCGCCUGAUGCAGGACGGCCAUCGGCAGCGGGGCCUGGAGGAGGAGCUGCGGAGGCUGCAGAGCGAGCACGACAGGGCGCAGAAGCUGCUGGAAGAGAUGUCCCGGGAGCGAGGGGAGCUGCAGGGUGAACGCGGGGAGCUGCGGGGCCGGCUGGCGCGGCUGGAGCUGGAGCGGGCGCAGCUGGAGAUGCAGAGCCAGCGGCUGCGCGAGUCCAACCAGCAGCUGGACCUGAGCGCCUGCCGGCUGACCACGCAGUGCGAGCUGUUGACGGAGCUGCGGAGCGCCCAGGAGGAGGAGAACCGGCAGCUGCUGGCCGAGGUGCAGGCCCUGAGCCGGGAGAACCGGGAGCUCCUGGAGCGCAGCCUGGAGAGCCGGGACCACCUGCACCGAGAGCAGCGCGAGUACCUGGACCAGCUCAACGCCCUGCGUCGGGAGAAGCAAAAGCUGGUGGAGAAGAUCAUGGACCAGUACCGUGUGCUGGAGCCGGGGCCCCUGCCCCGGACCAAGAAGGGCGGCUGGCUGGCAGACAAGGUGAAGAGGCUGAUGCGGCCCCGGCGGGAGGGGGGCCUCCAUGGGGGGCCACGCCUGUGGGCCAACGGGGCUGGCAGCACCGAAAGCCUGGGGGGCCCCCCAGAGAUGGAGCUCUCCGAGGGCAGGGAGGCGGAUGGGCCAGGGUCCCCUUCACCCGCACCCAUGCGCCGGGCCCAGAGCUCCCUCUGCCUGCGGGAUGAGACCCUGCUGGGCGGGCGGCGGCGGAAACUCAGCUCCAGAUUCCCCGUGGGGCGAAGCUCGGAGUCAUUCAGCCCCGGGGACACCCCCAGGCAGCGAUUCCGACAACGCCAUCCGGGCUCCCAGAGCAAAGGACCUGGCGUGGGAUGGGAUGGCUCCAUUGAGACCCUGGCGGAACACGAAGCAGGUGCCGGCCGAGAGGGCCUCGAGGUGCAGGAACCGGAGAAGCACCCUCUCACCCCUUCCCUCAGCCAGUGACACCGCGAGGACUGGAAGCUUGGGGAUGCGGGCCUUUCGCCGCUGGAGUCCCAGCGGGGGCCCCAGACAGCCCACGAAUGUGGGGAGCCAGGGUG
Eptesicus fuscus (big brown bat) is the source of this 4469-nucleotide messenger RNA. It is a transcript of the gene CCDC88B, whose product is annotated as coiled-coil domain containing 88B. The record is from RefSeq and is a predicted model, not a curated record. Gene Ontology annotation, biological process: cytoskeleton-dependent intracellular transport; cytoplasmic microtubule organization. NCBI's taxonomy places the organism in Eukaryota, Metazoa, Chordata, Mammalia, Chiroptera, Vespertilionidae. Bases 1 to 4374 code for a protein of 1457 amino acids. Gene Ontology annotation, molecular function: microtubule binding; dynein light intermediate chain binding. The transcript has 27 exons. Gene Ontology annotation, cellular component: centrosome; cytoplasm.